CUCUGCACAGGUCGGUCCAAGAGCUGCCUCCUUCGCCCCUGACUGCUGCGGUGCCGCUCUCCGAGAGACUCGGCUCAGCAAUAGGUGCGGGGCUACGCCGAAGCGGCCUCUGCGGCUGAUAAGCUGCGGCAAGCUCUCAAGGUCUCUCAUCAACGUGGCGGCGGCCGGCCCCUGUGCCUGAAGGAGCUGUGGGCGAGACGCGGCGCCAGACCAACGCGACCCAAGGCUACCUCGGCGGACUUUGACCCCUCAGCAUCAUCAGCAUGACCAAGGCAAGCUCCUCUUCCGCUGCCACUGCUGCUCGGCCGCCGUGCGAUGCCCGCCUGCUGCUCGGCAGUGCAGAUGCCACGGCUGGCCCAAGCUCGGCCGCGGCGCUGGCCCCACUGCCACGCAGCCUCUCCGGCCUGCCGCAGCAGCGCGAAGAAGACGAGUGGCUGCCGCUGGCCGAGUGCACGGCCUAUGCGCCGCUGGACGCCUGGCUCGAGGUGAUGGUCUCGCUGGUGCACCAUCCCGAGCGCAACUCGAGCACCAUCCUGCGCGCCGACGUGCUCGCCGACGAGGACGCCGACGACGAUGCGGCGGGGCCGUCAUCGUCGGCGGACUGGCGACGCUUCAAGCGCGUACACCGCCGCCUGCUGCCGCGCCGCUCGAUGGACUGGCCGAUGGAGCAGGAGUGCAGCUUCUACACGCAAGAGCCCUCGACGCAGGAUGCUCUCGUCGUGUACACGCAGUACCGCUCGCGCACAAGCCGCACGGCGCUUGGCGAGGCACGCGGUACAGCGCCAAGCAGUACGCAGCCAGACGACGGCGAGCAGCCCGCCGAGCUGCCCGAGUCUGCCGACGAGGUGCCGUACUACCACCCAGCCGUGCGGGCUCUGUCAUUCCAGUUCGACGCCUCGUCGGCCGACGCACUCAGCACGCCGCCUCGCUUCGGCGCGCUGCGAGUCUUCUACAUCGGCUUCCCGACCACGCCGUCGCCCUUGCCGGCCGACGACCGUCUGGCACGCACGGCGCUCAUGCUGCUCAAGGUACAACACAUGCACUCCUGGGGCACGGCGCACGACUACGUCAAGCGCGUGCACCACGACGUCCUCGUGCCGCGCGUGCUCUACCUCGACACAUACCUUGCGCUCAAGGAGCGACACACGGCGCGCCUCAUCGCGACGUGGGCGGAGACGACGAACCCCGCCAAGCACGUCUUUGAGGAUCUUGGCAUCGCGGCAUGGCUGAUGUGCCUCUGGAAGGGCAUGUACGAGUCGACCGCGGCGUCAGACGACCGGCCAUGGAGCACGUGGGGCAGGCCUGAGGGCGGCUUCGUCGAUCUCGGCUGCGGCAACGGGCUGCUGGUGCACAUCCUCAACGCAGAGGGCUAUGUUGGCUACGGCAUGGAUCUGCGAGAGCGCAAGUCCUGGGAGGGCUACCGCGCUGCUCCUGGAGGUGCAGACCUGCGCACCGUGUCCAUCGACGUCGCUGAGCUAGUCAUCUGCUUGCUGAGCGGCGGGCAGGAGACAGCCGCAGUUCGCGAAGCCACACCACCCGAGGGCUCGUUCCUCAUCGGCAACCACGCCGACGAGCUGACGCCGUGGCUGCCGCUGCUGGCAGCUGCAACGCCACGCUCUGCGUUCGUCAACAUGCCGUGCUGCUUCUGGAAGCUCGGCGGCGACCGCUUCACAGACGCACGCCUCAAGCUGAUGACGGACGAGCAGCUGCGCCAGGCUCUCGGCCUGGACGGCGACGACUCGGAGGCCGCAGCGCAACUGCUUGCGGCCACGCAGACGGAGCUCGAGCGCGGUCCAUUCUCGCCCAGCGCAGACAGCCCGGCAACUGCCUCGCGCUCGCGCAAUGUCGCGUACCUUGCGUACGUGUCGCGCCUGCACCUGCUGGCCGGCUGGCAUCUCGAGAAGGAGGCGCUGCGCAUCCCGAGCACGCGCAAUUGGGCGAUGCUCGGUCGGCGGCGCGUCUGGGAGCGUCCAUGGGGUCGCGAGGCUGAGCCGGGCCCAGACAGCGAGGCGUGGGCCACGACGCUGCAGGCCGAGGUGCGAGAGCGAGCUCUGUCGGACGCUCGCGCCGCGGCAGCGCACUGGAAAGCGCGCGUGCCCGAGGGCAACGCAGGCAAGGGCGCGAGCCACUGAGAGAUGAUGCGUGAGGC
Messenger RNA from Tilletiopsis washingtonensis, 2149 nucleotides. RefSeq names its product DUF1613-domain-containing protein. Gene Ontology annotation, biological process: tRNA methylation. The transcript is spliced from 2 exons. NCBI's taxonomy places the organism in Eukaryota, Fungi, Basidiomycota, Exobasidiomycetes, Entylomatales. Gene Ontology annotation, molecular function: tRNA (uridine) methyltransferase activity. Bases 264 to 2132 code for a protein of 622 amino acids. The record is from RefSeq and is a predicted model, not a curated record.